AUGUUACUUUUUUUGAUUUCUUUUUUACUUGAUAGUUUUUGUUUACUUAGCAUUAAAGAUAUUAGUGUUGGACAACUUUAUAGUUGUAACCUAUUUUUAGGUGGGAUUUGUUUUUUUUGCUUAUUUUGGGUUUGCUUACUUAUUGAUGGAUUACGUAUUCCAUUUGAUUAUAUGGAAUGUGAAAGUGAAUUAGUUGCUGGGCUCAUUACAGAAUUAUCAGGUGUAUUUUUUGUUAUCUACUCUAUAUUAGAAACUAGUCAUUUACUACUUUGCACACUACUCUUAUCUUGCUUUUGCUUUGGUGGUUUGUUUAUAUGCUUUAAGUCUUUAGUGCUUCUUAUUAUUUGCUUUUUUAUACCACGGGUUAUUGGAUUUAGACUUAAAAUCACUACUGCACAAACGUUUAUUAUUUUAUUUUUAUUUAUUAUUUCUUGCUUACUAUUUGGUUGA
This is a messenger RNA of Phytomonas sp. Hart1, 450 nucleotides long. The record is from the annotation of a GenBank genome assembly. Lineage: Eukaryota; Euglenozoa; Kinetoplastea; Trypanosomatida; Trypanosomatidae.